UCGGCAUAAGACCUUUUCCGCAUUGCCACGAUAGUGUUUGUCCCUCUUUUCAUGAGAAAUUUCUGGACAGAACUACAAGUUUUUAAAGUAAAACUAUCCAGUCUUAUAAUUUCAUUGACUCACAACAUAAUUCUAAAGCAAAUGGCUAUUUGAUGGAAAAUGGAGAGUAUUGGAAGUGAUUGUCUGGAAUUAAAGUUGCAGUAUGAUAAAUGUUUUAAUAAAUGGUUUGCUGAAAAAUAUUUAAAAGGAGUUCAUCAAGAUGAGUGUGCUCAUUUAUUCAAACCUUAUCAAGACUGUGUCAAGAAAGCUUUACAGGCUAAAGGUUUAGAAGAAGCUGUAUUGCAUAAAGAUGUGUUAGGUACCGUGAAUGAGAAACCCCCUCCCCCUAAGAGCUAAUGUUUUGUGUCUGGGCCUUGUUUAGAAAGGAAGUGAUAUUUUAAUAUGAACUAAGAUGGUUUUGUAUUGUGCUUUUAUGAAAGAGACCAUGAAAAUAUUAUGUAGUGAAUUGUGAUAUAUAUGUAACAUUUUAAUAUGGUAGGAUAUUAGUGACAAGGAUGAUGGAUAAGUUAUAAUUCAGGACUGGAGAUGUUUGGCUUCCAAAGCAAAAUAUUAAUAUAAUUUAAUAUUAAAUAAUUUGCAGAUUUUUUUAAAAUUUAACAUUUUGCAUAUUAUAUGUGAAUGUAACAUUUGUUAGAAGUAGAUAAUGCUUUAUUUGAGCUUCUCAGAAUGAAAAUCUGAAUGAAUCUGAAUCUGAAUAUUU
Molecule: messenger RNA, 760 nt
Organism: Lottia gigantea (owl limpet)
Lineage: Eukaryota; Metazoa; Mollusca; Gastropoda; Lottiidae
Exons: 3
Coding region: 160-396 (78 amino acids)
Source: RefSeq, a predicted model, not a curated record